AAACUGCCUCCAUCACCUUCGGCUGGCAAACGGCAAGCAAUCUGCUGGUAGGGCCUCCUGGCCUCCUGUCUUCGAGCCUUUUGCCUGUGGUGCCUACUAGCAGCUUGAUCCCUGCCAUCGCUUCAUGUUCACCAACUUGGCUACGCGCACGGAUUCUUCUGAAAGCCAACCAGAGCCUGACUUCAGCUGAGAAACCAUGACCUCGGCGCGCUCUGGAAUAGCCGCGCAAACAAACUCGGAGGCGCCUUCAUUAUCCCAUCAACCUGCAGUCGAAGCACGCGCUUGUUUGGAACCAUCGCCAUUACCUCUGGCCACCGUUGAAAACAUUGAUCCAAACUCUGAUUACGUUCUCAACCCGCCGUCCGCCGGUGCGCACAGACCAUCGCCAACCAAGGCGUCUCGUAGAUCGAGCGCUUCGGUCUCUGGACGAGGAAAAUUGGAAUUCGUCUCCAUCACCGCGCCUGCUCCUCCCUCUUUCCCCACGGAUUCGCCGACCAAAAAGCCACCCUUGCAUCCGUACGCACAAUCCGCCACCACUGCACCGAUGCCACACUCCGCCUUGUUCACGACAUUUUCCAGCGUCAAUCCUGACAAGGAGUCCCUGCAAGGACACCAGCUGCUUGAUGAACCAACCAGCGAUAACUUUGCUGAUUUUCCUGAGCCGCCCUUGGCUUCCAAACCACCCCUGAAAAGGGCGCUUCUAGAGGCGGCACCCCUGAAAGAGCGGUCGAUGAAGAAGCACAAGCGUGAAGAUAUUGUGUCCAUACGCCUCCCCGAACCCCAUGAAAUGCCGCCAAUUGAAGAUGAUGGCACCAAGCCUCCCUACAGCUACGCGACAUUGAUUGGGAUGUCAAUUUUACGUGCGCCAAACCGACGCUUGACUCUGGCGCAGAUAUACAAGUGGAUUUCCGAUACGUUCUCGUACUAUAAAAACAGCGACCCUGGCUGGCAAAAUAGCAUUCGUCACAACCUUAGUCUCAACAAGGCGUUCAUCAAGCAAGAGAGACCCAAAGACGAUCCCGGAAAAGGAAACUAUUGGGCCAUUGAAUCUGGAAUGGAGGCACAGUUUCUCAAGGACAAGCCUUUGCGUCGUGCCACUAUGUCCAGUCUUCCUCUCCCGACUGCUCUCCAAAGAGAACCUGCGCACCCGCAAACGCAAAAUGGUUCCUCUGCUUGGGCUAUACCAACCCCGUCCUUUCCUCCGACGGGGGCAAAAUCAAAAUCAUCCAAGAAUGUCGACCUGUCCUCUGAUGCAACACUACCUGCUUCGGAUCCCGCGCUCCAGGAAGACGCUGCUGAGGAAUCUGUGAGCGCGCCAGCACCUCAGGCUCUUCCACCACGCUCCUCUCCGCCCCAGCCCAUCCACUCUUCUCCUCCAAUUGUGCCACCUCGGUUCGCCCGUCAAGGAACGCCCCCUACGCCCUCGCAGGUGGCCGCUUCUGGAGUCAUCUCUCGCUCUAGAAAACGAAAAUCGAUUGCCAUGAAUGAUAGCGGAUAUUUCUCAUCUCUAGAAUCUUCGGCCAUGCGUCCAAACAAGGCGGGCCAUAUUUUGACUUCAGACUUGGAUAUUGAGCCACCUCGCAUCAAGCGUGGUCGGGCUGAGGAAGAAAUUGCGCGGAUCCGAAGCUCUUCCCAUGAUGCUAGCCCAAGCCGUUCGGGUGCAUUGAAGGAUGCUGGAUUGAUAGUUGGAUCCUCGCCUCUUCGUGGGGAAUAUCCUGCAAAACCCCCGCCAUCAGUAUCACCCAAUACGAACCUUAGAAACCAUCGCAAGAAGAUUCAGCAGAUGGUCAACUCCCCCAUCAAGCAUUUGGGUCUUGGGGACGAGGAUCUUCCAUGGAGCCCAGCAUUUAACAUCCAGGACGAAACAUUUACCCCGAAUGAUAAUCUGCAUGCCACCUUCGAUGUAUUUGCCGACCACACCGCGGAGAACCUUUCGGCCUCGGCUUACGGUUCGCCUGAAAAGCGCUCCAUCAAACGGAUCCGAAAUGAUGCCAGCGAGUCCGGUAGCAACGUACUCACAGACAUCACCGCCGUGAACGUGAAUAGCCGGGCCGGCGCGCAGCCCAUGCCAGCCAACAAGUCGAAGGGCUUGCUUUUUCCUGAUUCCCCGUCCAAAGUGCCUGAUUCUGGGCGCUUUGUCGACACAACCAACGAUGAUUUCUUUUCGUUCCAUCUCUUUGAUGAAAGCCCCGGAGAUGUGGAUGGGGUCGACCUCCUGCAAGGGUUCCAAAAAAUCGGCGGUGCAAAUAGGGAUGAAUUAUCACGAUCUAAGCCGAGGCCACAGUUGAAUCACCGAAGUAAUACUUCUUUGUUCUAAGAGAAUCCUGGGCUUCCUCAUUUCAAGAACCGGUCGGAAAUACAGGAGCUCACCCUCUCGAAUUCCGUUACUAUUGGCUUUAUCCUGACCGACUGACUUUGGUUCACGAGUAACGUUUUGUGAUGGGGUUUUUCUUAGCUGGAGGCUGGAGUUUAUCUUACAGGGCCUUGGUGUUUAUUGUUUCAUCUUUCUAUUGUUGAUCUUCC
Aspergillus steynii IBT 23096 is the source of this 2523-nucleotide messenger RNA. RefSeq names its product putative forkhead transcription factor. Lineage: Eukaryota; Fungi; Ascomycota; Eurotiomycetes; Eurotiales; Aspergillaceae. The transcript is spliced from 2 exons. The coding region runs from base 197 to 2317 and encodes 706 amino acids. Gene Ontology annotation, biological process: regulation of transcription by RNA polymerase II. Gene Ontology annotation, molecular function: RNA polymerase II cis-regulatory region sequence-specific DNA binding; DNA-binding transcription factor activity, RNA polymerase II-specific. The record is from RefSeq and is a predicted model, not a curated record.